AUCUACCAGUCUGCUUCUGUUCCCGUUUACUUUUUAUUUGAUUCAUAAAGCAAAAGCCGGAAGUAGAGGAUCUUUGAGGGGGUGGGGUUAAAAAUGGCCGUGCAAAGCAUUACGAAUCCUUUCCUUACGAAAUCAGUGUUGCCGGCGAUCUCCUCCUCGUCGUUUUCUUCAACACGCAACAACAGUAAUGAGUUGGGAGUUGUUAGAGUUGGGGCGCAGGGGAGGGGGAGUAGCAGGGGAGGGCGUACGGAUGCUCUGGGGCUUGUUGUAUGUGCUUUGGACCGUAGCAAUGGGAGCAAAAGCAGCAGCGGCGGCAACGAUGGGGCUAAGAAGGGAGGCGUGCCGAAUUCGAAUUAUGUGGUGCCGCUGGACAAGUCAUUUACCCCGACAAACUCAUCCUGCAUCACUCGCCCUCUGGUUGAGAUUCUCCGAGACCUUAACAAGAGAAUCCCCGACAAUAUCAUCGAGACUACUACUCCUCCACCUCAUGAUGACAACACUGCGGCCACCACCUUCAUCCCCUGGUAUCAUGCCAAUCGGAUGUUGAGCUUCUACGCACCUGGGUGGUGUGGAGAGAUACGUGAUGUUAUAUUUUCUGACAAUGGAAGCGUGACUGUGGUUUAUCGUGUCACCAUUCGGGGAUCUGAUGGAGAGGCUCACCGUGAGUCAACUGGGACAGUAUCACCCAGUGAUGGCCACAUCGUGGAUCCAGUUGCUGCAGCAGAGGAAAUAGCUUUCUGUAGGGCAUGUGCUCGGUUUGGCCUUGGCUUGUAUCUCUAUCACAGAGAAUAGAUGCAACACAGCAAGAAGUUGACCUUCCAAAAAUUUGUCGAGUUUUUGUUCAGUUUGUUGAGAAUUCGAUAGUGUGGAAUACGAGAAUUCGAUAGUGUGAAAUACAAUCUGCCCUUGCAGUUGACGUAAAUACAUCUAGUAGAUGCAAAGAGGACAUCUAGAAUUUGCAGAUUAUCCAGUUUGGAUUGUGGAGAACUAAGCUGUAGACAUUUGUAUGGUAAACUGAGUUUUUUAAUUGCUUAUAUAAAUAGGACAUAUUUUCAUAAA
This is a messenger RNA of Alnus glutinosa, 1059 nucleotides long. RefSeq names its product DNA repair RAD52-like protein 2, chloroplastic. The coding region runs from base 94 to 792 and encodes 232 amino acids. Lineage: Eukaryota; Viridiplantae; Streptophyta; Magnoliopsida; Fagales; Betulaceae. The record is from RefSeq and is a predicted model, not a curated record. The transcript has 4 exons. Gene Ontology annotation, biological process: double-strand break repair via homologous recombination. Gene Ontology annotation, molecular function: DNA binding.